Neurospora tetrasperma FGSC 2508 is the source of this 835-nucleotide messenger RNA. RefSeq lists its product as uncharacterized. Gene Ontology annotation, biological process: acetoin biosynthetic process. Gene Ontology annotation, molecular function: acetolactate decarboxylase activity. Lineage: Eukaryota; Fungi; Ascomycota; Sordariomycetes; Sordariales; Sordariaceae. The coding region runs from base 1 to 717 and encodes 238 amino acids. The record is from RefSeq and is a predicted model, not a curated record. The transcript has a single exon.
AUGGCUAAAAACGAAGUCUUUCAGUAUUCCCUCGUCUCCGCCCUGAUGGACGGCGUCGCCACGCACGGGACCCCCAUCUCGCGCGUCCUGGAUCACGGCGACCACGGCCUGGGUACCUUCAAGUCCAUGAACGGCGAAAUGAUUGUCCUCGACGGCGUCUGCUACCAGAUGAAGUCCGAUGGCACCAUCGAGCAUAUCCACACUCCCUCAGAGGUGAUCACACCGUUUGCGACCGUGACCCGUUUCAACCCGAACGUAUCAACACGGGCCACCAUCUCGAACAAGAAGGACCUGCCAGCCCUGCUGUUGAAGCUAUUUCCCCAGAGCAAGAACCACUUCUUGGCCAUCCGCAUGGAUGGGACGUUCAAGAGGAUCAAGGUGCGCACGGCAGGCGGUCAAUGCUUUCCUAGGGAAGGCAUGCUGGCGGUUGCGGGAAGGCAGACAACGAACACGUUUGAAGCAGUUAAGGGCACGAUCAUCGGGUUUAGGUGUCCGGCGUACGUGAUGGGGCUCAAUGUGGCGGGUGAUCAUUUGCACUUUAUCGAUGAGGAGAGGCAGAAGGGCGGACACAUUUUGGAGUUUGAGACCGAGGGCGAUGUGGAAGUUGGAGUUUCGUUGAUGUCCAAGUUUCACUUGGAGGUGCCGACGGAGGAUGAGGAGUUCAAUGAGGCGUCACUGGCCCAUGACAAAGAUGGUAUUGAGAAGGUGGAGGGUUAGAGAGGCUGUAACUAACAGGGACGGUGAGGAGGAAUGGAUGCAUGUCACGAAAGAAUAUGAUGAUGAUACAAAUCAGUGCCGGUGCGUUAUCAGCGCGGUUCUUGUAAUAGAGGUCUUU